UUGGCGUGCCCCGUGUCUGCGCGCCCGUCUCUUAGUGCCGAAUUAAGUACCUGUUUUCGGUUCGGGUCUAGUGCUUAGGUAUCCUGGAACACUGUUCAGUGACGUCAAAUUUGACACUCCGCAAUCUAUAUUUUGGUGCUGCGAUUACAGGUGCUGGACAUCAUGAAGGGCAAAACGCUGGGGUUGACGCCUAUACUCAUACUUUUAUUGCAGUCUACACUAGUUUUAAGUCGAAUCGCAUUCGAAAAAUUAACAGAUGUCGACUUCCAAGGGACUGCGUACUAUACCGUACGGAAUCUUUCGCUAUAUGAAUGUCAGGGUUGGUGCAGAGAGGAACCAGAUUGCCAAGCUGCAGCAUUCAGUUUCGUGUUAAAUCCUCUCACUCCAGUGCAAGAAACCCGCUGUUUGCUACAGAACGACACACAAGCAAACAACCCUAUGGCCUCACCACAGCGUUCGGUAAACACUUACUACAUGGUAAAGUUGCAAGUACGCACAGAGAGUGUUUGCUUGCGGCCAUGGGCGUUCGAGCGAGUGCCAGGCAAAGCCCUCCGAGGCUUGGACAAUACUAUAAUCUACACUUCCACAAAAGAGGCCUGCCUCGCAGCCUGUCUCAAUGAGAAAAAGUUUCCGUGUAGAUCAGUGGAGUACGAAUAUGGAGGUAUGAGAUGUUCUCUUAGUGAUUCAGAUAGACGAACCGGACAACAUUUUGUACAACUUGUUGAUACUCCAGGAACUGAUUACUUUGAGAACUUAUGCCUGAAGGCGACACAAGCAUGCAAGGGCCCUCGAGUGUUCACAGCACCUCGUGUGGGAGUAGCUGAAGAUAAAGUCUCCCAAUAUGCUGGACUUCAUUAUUACACCGACAAGGAACUGCAGGUAACAUCAGAGUCAGCGUGCCGUCUGGCUUGUGAAAUAGAGUCGGAAUUCCUAUGCAGAUCUUUCCUCUACCUUGGAGCACCCCAUUCGUCAACAUACAACUGUAGAUUAUACCAUUUGGAUCACCAUACUCUGCCUGAUGGACCAUCAGCCUACCUCAACGCCGAAAGACCACUUAUUGAUGAUGGCGAACCGAUCGGAAAAUACUUUGAAAACUUCUGUGAAAAACCAUCUGCAAAUGCGAACCCAAACGGAGAGCUACCAGUAACAAUCGAGCAUCAGCAGGACCUCAAUAUGGCUAGCAACUUGACUCGGAACGACGCUAAUUGUGACAAAACGGGCACAUGUUAUGACGUGUCGGUCCUUUGUAAGGAUACUCGCAUUGCCGUGCAAAUUCGCACGAACAAACCCUUCAAUGGCAGAAUAUACGCCCUAGGCAGAUCCGAGACUUGCAACAUUGAUGUUGUUAAUAGCGACCAGUUCAAACUAGAUCUGACAAUGGCCGGGCAAGAUUGUAACACACAAAGUGCUACUGGAGUGUACUCAAACACUGUAGUUCUUCAACAUCACAGUGUAGUCAUGACGAAAGCUGACAAGAUAUACAGAGUGAAGUGUACAUACGACAUGACUUCGAAGAACAUCACCUUCGGAAUGGUGCCCAUACGGGACCCAGAAAUGAUCUCAAUCACUGCCGCACCUGAAGCACCUCCACCACGCAUACGUAUCUUGGACGGUCGCCAACGCGAGGUGGAAACUGUGCGCAUUGGAGACAGGCUUACCUUCCGCAUCGAAAUCCCAGGAGAUACUCCUUACGGCAUUUUUGCACGUAGCUGUGUCGCAAUGGCAAAAGAUUCCAAGAGUACCUUCCAAAUCAUUGAUGAAAAGGGAUGUCCCGUGGACCCAUCAAUCUUUCCAGCAUUCAUUCCCGACGGUAAUGCCCUUCAAUCAGAGUAUGAGGCCUUCAGGUUUACGGAAUCUUAUGGAGUUAUUUUCCAAUGUAACGUCAAAUACUGUCUUGGUCCUUGCGAACCUGCGGUGUGCGAAUGGGGAAGAGAAUCUAUCGAAUCAUGGGGCAGAAAGAGACGUUCGUUGCCCCUCAAUGAGACAGAUGAAGCGGGUUCGCAGGAAGAAGAGAUGAACAUCUCCCAAGAGAUUCUCGUCCUUGAUUUCGGCGAUGAGAGACAGAGUACUGACUUCCUACGCUCUGAUAAACCAGGAGGUGUGGCGUCAGAGGCUAACUUUGGAGAAAAAACUGUAACCAUUGUGGAGCCGUGCCCUAGUAAAGGAUCUGUUCUUCUGCUGGGUGUAGCCUGUGCAUUACUGGUUCUUCUCUACAUCGCUACAAUCUUUUGCUACUACAUGCGUAAAUGGCUCGCUCCUCCCAAACAUUUGUAAAACGUUUUUUAAUCAACAUAUAAGUCCCUAAGACACAAUCUUCUUAUUGUUUUCGGGAGUUUCUGUCGACAAAAAUUGUGAAAUGGUCACGUGACAAGCAUCAAAGCCAUAAUGUAUACGUAAAGUUAUCUCAAGGUCUGUCAAAACAUACACAAGUAUUAAGUUUUUGUCAAGUGAAUAUUUUUAGUUCCCUUAUAAUACGAACAUUAUGCCUUUCGAUACUUUUACAGCAGAACGUCUGCAUAAGUAGGUUUUUGUCUAGGGCCAUGAGAUUUAACAAAUGACGAUCGUGUGAUAAAACGACUGAUAACAAAACAUGAAUGUCAUAUCCGUCCAUAAUUUGUAGUAUAAGUUGCUACGAUGCGUUUUUAACCACCGCAUUGCGUAAACUAACUCAAGCAUUUAUUAUUUUAAGAUUCUAUAGUAGGUACAAAUCCCUCUGAAAUACGUAAUCAUAAUUUUUAGUUUACAUUUUUCAGAAUGUGCAUUUAUUAAUAAUAAGAUAGAUUAAAAAGUCAAAGAGUUUCGGAAUGUUCCCAGAAAAUUUAUUCAUAUGCCUAAUUGAGAUGACUUAUAAUUUGAUGGGAAUAUUUUGAUAGUAAUUGGAUCAUUUCAAGAUGUUGCGCAAAGAAUUUUGUGCCCAAUAUAAAAGGAUUGAAGUAUUCUUAAGCUUUUUAUACAAACAUACAUAUUUAGGAUUAAUUAGGUAUUGUAAAUAUAAUGCCAAUAGAUGGCGCUAAGUUCUAUUAUAACCAGUAACUUUGCCUUGACGAACUUUCAGUUGGGUUUUGCAGAAAUGAAAGGAUCACAAUUCACUUUGCCAUUUCUUUUAACCCAACUUGAGAUUUCUUCUAUUUAUUUAGAAAUACUUGCAUUUACUU
Messenger RNA from Pieris brassicae (large cabbage white), 3155 nucleotides. RefSeq lists its product as uncharacterized. The transcript has 16 exons. NCBI's taxonomy places the organism in Eukaryota, Metazoa, Arthropoda, Insecta, Lepidoptera, Pieridae. The coding region runs from base 163 to 2274 and encodes 703 amino acids. The record is from RefSeq and is a predicted model, not a curated record.